AGCUACACUUUAUUAAACAGAACUUCAAAAUAGAUGUUUUCUCACAUAGCAUCUGUGGUUGAAUUCCAGGCCUCCUCUGGCAUCUCAGAGGAUCCUGGAUCCAUUACAGCAGAAGAUGCAGCCGCACAGAAGAGAGAGGAGCGUCUUAGGAAAUUCAGAGAGCUUCAUUUGAAAAGGAAUGAAGCUCGCAAGUUAAAUCAUCAGGAAGUUGUGGAGGAGGAUAAAAGGUUGAAGUUGCCAGCGAACUGGGAAGCCAAAAAGUCCCGUUUAGAAUGGGAACUGAAGGUGGAGGAAAAGAAGAAGGAAUGUGUAGCAAAAGGCGAAGAUUAUGAAAGAGUGAAGCUGUUAGAAGUCAGUGCAGAGGAUGCGGAACGUCUUGAGAGGAAAAGGAAAAAAAGAAAUCCAGAUCUUGGAUUUUCAGAUUAUGCGGCUGCUCAGUUGCGUCAGUAUCAGAGACUGACCAAGCAGAUCAAACCUGACUUGGAGAAGUAUGCAAAGCUAAGAGAAGAAAGUGGUGAAGAGUUUUAUCCCACAUCAAACAGCCUUCUCCAUGGAACUCACGUGCCUUGUAAAGAAGGGGUUGAUAAAAUGGUUACGGAUCUUGAAAAACAAAUCCAAAAACGUGAGAAAUACAGCCGGAGGCGGCCUUAUAAUGAUGACGCAGAUAUUGACUACAUUAAUGAGAGGAAUGCAAAGUUCAAUAAGAAGGCUGAAAGGUUCUAUGGCAAAUACACAGCAGAGAUCAAACAGAACCUGGAAAGAGGAACUGCCGUCUAGGCUUGAAUACGUGCGAGGCAAGGACAGCCACAAAGCCAUCCUGUCUGUACAAAGAUGACAAAAUUAGAAAACUUGUCUCUUGCAAAAGGACCUUCCGUGAACUUCAGUGCAGUGAUAGAAGUUUUCAAAGGACAGUAGUUCACCAUAUGCAUAAAUUAUUGCUUAGCAGAGAAACUAAAUUUUGAUUUUCAACUGUGAUUGAACUCACGGGUGGUCCUCCGUUAGCCGUUUUCAUGUGGAGAGAUACCUGAAGUCCUGUUUCCAAAUCAAGAUGUUUGCCAGAUUCAGGUUUUUGAGGGUUUAAUGUUUCUGUGGGGAAAAUAGAAGCCACUUUUCUUGUAUGGUAAAAAGGGUUUAAAAAAAAACACUAGAUUUCUGCUGCAAAAUGUUGCUUACAGAAGCUUGGUUAAAUUAUCCUGUUUUAGCAAAUACUUCUCUGGAAUAUGGCAAAAUUCCAGGAAAGGCAAAUAAAAACACAGAUUCCCCCCCCCCCCUCCAAAAAAAGUCUUUUUGGCUUUUACAUUCCUGAUUGCAUCCACACAACUCUAUCUUAAUACGGCCUGGUGUAUAUUUGCAUUUACAAAUGGCUCAUCUUUUGUGUCUGUUACUAUAAUGGGAGAGGGCAAAGUUUGGGCCACAAAUAUCAUGCAGCUGCACUGGAGCUAAAUUGCUUUUUUGUUCAGAAGAAGCCGGCCUCUGAACUCUUUACUUCAUAGGCAGGAGAGGGAAAGGAACCCUGACCUUGAAGGUUGAAGAACAGAUUGAAACCACAGGCCCACUAUCCUCUCAAGCAAAGCAUUGUUAUAGGUAGAGGCACUUCUCUUUUACGUUCACUUUUUUUAGACGUAGCCAUUAAUUUCUCUUAUUUUUCUUUUUUUUAAAGGAAAUUAUUUUAUUUCUAUUUGUAGAAAAAUUAAUGCACCCUUUUGUAACUUUAGCCCCUGCAGUUAUUUUAUUUGGCAUAUAACAGGUGGACUUUAGUAGUGUAGGCAUAUUUGGGGAGACAUGGACUGCCUAUGAAUAUCUACAGAAUGACAUUAUCAAAUUUUGUAAACCCUUCCUUCCCUUCCCUCCUUUCUUUGAAUUUUUCUUUGAUUAAGACAGAACUGGUUAGGAGCCGAUUCAAAGGCUUAAAAAGAGGAAAAUAAAAUGGAUUAUUGGAUUUCAGAGAAAUAUUGGGUGAAGAGGAGUUAAGAGAAUUUCUCUUAACAACACUACUUUUCUCCAUCAGAAGUCUUUCUCUCCUGAAGGCUCAGGUGGUUGUCAUGGGAUCCAGCUUAGCAGGAAGGUAGCAUUGCGACCCCUUUGCCCCCAGAGGGGGGGCAGACCCCCUCACCUUGCUGUACUUUACCAAAUUAUGGAGUGCCUCUGAAAUAAUACCCGCUGACACUGAAGUUUAAUAGUGUUAACCUUGUCUGUCUUUAAUAGAUUGCAUUUUGUGGGUAACGUUGCUUGGUCAACUGUGUUUGAGUUUAGGGAAAUAAAUGUAGGACAUAUUUUAAAUAAACAGUAUGCUGGGACUAAAUAAAAAUAAAUAAAAUAAAA
Molecule: messenger RNA, 2322 nt
Organism: Heteronotia binoei (common prickly gecko)
Lineage: Eukaryota; Metazoa; Chordata; Lepidosauria; Squamata; Gekkonidae
Gene: SYF2
Product: SYF2 pre-mRNA splicing factor
Exons: 6
Coding region: 34-777 (247 amino acids)
Cellular component (GO): post-mRNA release spliceosomal complex; Prp19 complex; catalytic step 2 spliceosome
Source: RefSeq, a predicted model, not a curated record